AUGCCACCUCGCCUGACCUUGGGAGCAGGGUGCUCUGGUACCACUGCCAGAAAUUUCACCUCUACACGGGACACUCCUGAAGAAGUGUCAAAACCUUGGUCAGUGUUGCAAGAGCUCAACAUCUUGGAAUCCGACUCCGCCGCCGCCGCCCACCCGGGCAACACAUGGAAUACCGAGACGCUCUUGGGCCAAAGCAAAGUAGCUGAUAAGGCCUUCAUCGUUAGCUCGAAGGUGAACGCUGACCGUCCUCUGCCGCACCUUGAUGAAGCGCGGACCAGCACCAGCCACCAUUAUCGGCCAGACUUUGGACCUCCUCGGGGCUAA
Messenger RNA from Neurospora crassa OR74A, 324 nucleotides. RefSeq lists its product as hypothetical. The transcript has a single exon. The record is from RefSeq and is a predicted model, not a curated record. Lineage: Eukaryota; Fungi; Ascomycota; Sordariomycetes; Sordariales; Sordariaceae. The coding region runs from base 1 to 324 and encodes 107 amino acids.